AUGCUAAGCUUUACUUUUGUUCUUUGGAAUGUUGGAUAUUUCUUAUAUAUAUAUGGCACCAUCUUCAUUAUUAUCCUAAUUAUCUGGCAAGUGAAAAGGAGUUACCAUGGAUUAAGGUUGGAACCUAAAACAAGCUGCUGCCUGCAUCACCAAAAAGUGAAGCAAAAGGCUAGAGAUGCAGCAAUAAGAGCUAGGAGACUUUCCCGGAAAGAAGCUGAGAAGCCAUGGGAGCUGCUGUCUGUCAUGAAAAGCCAGAGCUGGCUUCCUCAGGAGGGAAGUGUGCGGAGGCUACUAUGUGCAGAUACCUGCUGCCAAGUCUGCAAUACCAUGGCUCUGGAAAUCCAGCAGUUGCUGGAGGGUGAGAAAAUCCUGAUGUCUCCCGCUUUACCGGGGCCAUCACAGAGCUCCUCUCACCUAGAGAUUUUGUCCAAGUCUAAUGUAUCUUUUGAGCACAGUCUGGAGCAUCACUCCACAUGCUCUCAAGAACUUUCACUUCCAUCUGCAACACCUUCAGCAUCACAAUUAAUGGAUCAGAAAUAUUUAACCCAGCCAAUUCCCUGGUCAGCAGCCCAAUCACCUGGUACAGUUAGUAGGCAAGAACACUGGGCUGAAAAUGUCCAGCUACAAGAAGGAUUUCAGGGUCCAGAUAUGCCCCAACUUCAAGAGACUAUGUAUGACGCAAGGUUUGAGGAAUCUAGGAUUCCAGUGAACCAGCAAGAGAUUAUACAGCAAAACCUCACCCUUGUGUAUGGGAACCAAGGUCAGCAGCCCUUGCAUCCCCAGGUCUCUCUGCCAAUCCUGAACCAAGAUAUCACUAUCAUGGCACAUCCUAUAGCCUUGCCUAUGGUCACUGUCCUCCCUACCCACCUGCCAUUCCCCAGUCCUGAAGUCCUGAGGCUUCUUGAGGUACAUGUAAAAAAAUGGAUGCAUUUCCAGAGGUGGGGGCUGCCCAGGCGUGUAGAGGAGUCCCUGAGGCAGUUUAUCCCAAACCCACCAUUGUUUUACCAACCUCUAAAUAACCAACCAGCUUUUUUCACCCAAAAUGAUACUUCUGAAUUCUCUGUUGAGAAACUUGCCACCAUUUCCUACCAGACCUGGGGUUCAAGUAUGGCUGGCCAGGCAACCCAGGCAUUCUGGGUUUCUCAGUGGUCCCUUAGAGACCCAAUACAAAGACACCACUACCACCAAAAUGCAAGCCACGUGGCUCUGGCCUUGCCCUCUGCAUCCCUUAAAGACUUAAGUGGCCUCUAUCCACUUCCUAGGCAACAGGCUAAGGACUCAGUGGGCCAUUUGCGGCUGAAAUUCAGCCAGCUAUUCUGUGGCCUCCCUUCUCUGCACAGUGAGUCCCUGGCUGACACCUUCUUGGGCUCUCAAGGUCACUCCACAAACGGGAGCCGGUCCAUGCUCCCCCUCCCCUCGAAGGAUCCUUUUCUCCUCAAGGACGCCCCCUUCCUCCAUCUGUUGCCUAAAACUCCACCCCAGUCACACCUGCCCUCUCCCCCAUCAUCCUCAAAUUGGGUCACGCCAUGUGACCAUCCGCAAGCUCAGGUCAAUGCCCCACUUCUGACUCUGGCCCAGUGUGAAGCCUUAGAGUGGCACCUGCUGCAGAGGCAGCUACAGCGUCAGUGGAGUUUGCCUGCUGCUUUCCAGAGAGCUCAGCACAGCCUCAGCCCUGGGCCACAUAAGUCUUGUGGCACAGCCCAGUCUCCAGAAACUGUGAAAACUUCCUGGCCAGGAAAGCCCAUCUCCGUCCUCACCAGGGAACUACUCCUCUUGCCGGACCACGCCCGGAGGCUGCUGGAAUUCCACCUCCAGAAGCAGUUGAUUCACCAUCGCUGGGGCCUGCCCCUGAAGAUCCAGCAGUCCUUCCAGUUGCUCCUGUCCCCCACUCACCAGCAGACCCCAUCCUGGAGCGGCACAGCCCUCGCCAGUGGGAGCGUUCCCCAACCCUCCGCCCUAGAAGCCGCUGGUGCUGGUGACACUUUCUCACCGUUUGAGGACCCAGUCCUCAUGCCACACUUAUUUGACCAGGUCAAGGCAAUGCUGCAGAGCCACAUUGACUCCAAAUGUGGGCAGAUUCACGAGGGCAAGGUCCCUGCCCAUGUGUGCAGGUCUUGUGAGCACAUCAUUCCUGGCGGCCUCGAAGUGGCUACCUUCACCUGCGUCCCAGAAAGCAAGCCCCUGGAGCUACAGGCAGCAGCCGACCCUGACCUGCGGCAGGAAGUGAUGUCCAGGGUGCCAGCAUCCCUGGAUCAGCAGCAACAGACCUCACCAGAAUCUGUCAUGGAACUCCCUAAGCUACCCCGAGCCCUGUCCGAGGAAGCCAUUGAGAAACUGAAGACAACUUUACGGCACAAGUAUCUGGCCUUCUUGUCAGGGCUGCCUCCCCUUUAUUAUGUGGCCCUCUCCAAGGCCAUGGCCCCAGCAAUAACUACUCAAGCUACAAUCCCGGAGGUGGUACGGGAACCUGUCGAAAUCUUAACAGAACCCCUGACUCAGGUGAGCGUACCUGAAGAGCAGGAUCUAAGGCCUGGGCCACACUUUCAAGGUGCCGGUGAGACUUGUGCAGAAACUGCAGAUGCUACUCAGCCUGAAAUGCCGGUGGAAGGAGUAACCGAGGUGGAGCCUCUAGAAAGCCAGACAGAGUCUGCCGGGCCCUGCCUCCUCAAGAAAUCCAUCUUGGCCAAACUAAAUUUCCAUCUGAGAAGGAAAGUGCUAGAGAUGCAAUGGGGGAUUCCCACAAAGGCAAGGGAGUCCAGGGAACAGACUGUAGCAGUCCCAGACAACACAUCCACACACGGGUCUCUUGGCAGUCUCAACGGCCAAGGAGAAACACCGCUCCAGAAACUCCCCAUCCCGCCAAAGCCUCCCCAUGCCCCAGAUCCAAAAUGGCUCUACCUGAAAGGACAGCUGGCCCUUGAGUUAAAGGCAUUGCAGCAGACCCAGAAGCAACGUAGGUCCAGAGCAGCACCCCAUGGUUCUGCCCACGGGUCCUCCAAGAUGUCACAACCCAGCGGAGACAUGACAGAGGGCCAGGUGCUUUGUGUUCACUUGGAGGCCAGUGUGAAGAAGCCCAGUCUGGGAGAGCCCUGGAGCCCUGAGUCCCAAAGCCUGGGCAAGAGCAAGUAUUCAGCCCAAGUCGCCAGGCUGGCUAAAAAGAAAAAGGACCCAGGGAAACCGAAAUCGGCAGGAGACCACGGAGAAGGAGAUGCAGGGUUUGUGCUGUCCUCGGCAAGAGAAGGCAGCCACCCGGCUGAAGCUCGGAGGACAGAAGGGAUGCUUCGGAACAGGGCUCCCCAAAGCCCCUGGACACAGAGACAUAGCUUCCACCUUGGUGCUCCCUGUCAACACAGUUCCCAGCACCGCCCUCACCUUAAGCCCCCAGAGCCACCUCCAGGAGUUUUUGGUGGGCAGAAAGCUAAGAAGAACGGCCAGCAAGACAGUCGAACCGGGCUCGAUGUCAGCGUCGUACCAGCGAGGAUUGCUGAGAAUGUCCAGCCUGUGGGGCUCCAGGUGUUACAGGGCCCUCCUUUCCUCAGCCAUCUCAUUCAGCAUAAGCUAUUGCAGGGCCAAAUUUCGCAAGGUCGCGUUUUGCAGAGGCAGGCCAUGCCAGUCCAUUGUCCCAGGAGGCCCGCCCUUCCAGAAUCAGGCUUGAGACAUAAGAUGAAAUCCUUUCUGCAGAGUAUAAACCUCAAUGCAAAAGGCCAAGGGCAAAAGGAGCCCAUGUUUUCGACAGCUGAGAAAAGAGCCAACACCAGAAAAGAAAAUGUACAAAGGAGGCUGGCUCCGGCCAAAAGUUCCAUGAAGAGAACCAAGACAGAGAAGAAAACAAGAGGGAACCCCAAGGCCCAACCUCCCCCUACAGAGAAGCAGGUGGGCCUCUUGGAUGGCUCCCACUCCCCAGACAGUAAGCUCCGGCAGCGCUCCUGCUCCAAGCAGCUCCACUCUGCCUCAGCCUCGCGCCACCCUCGCCACUGCCCUUGGCACUAUCCUCAAGUGGCCUGUGCCACCCAGCCUGGGAACCCACCCUAA
Messenger RNA from Pteronotus mesoamericanus, 4032 nucleotides. Its product is annotated as protein FAM205A-like. The record is from RefSeq and is a predicted model, not a curated record. Lineage: Eukaryota; Metazoa; Chordata; Mammalia; Chiroptera; Mormoopidae.